Micropterus salmoides (largemouth bass) is the source of this 1190-nucleotide messenger RNA. RefSeq names its product GAR1 homolog, ribonucleoprotein (gene gar1). The record is from RefSeq and is a predicted model, not a curated record. The coding region runs from base 14 to 670 and encodes 218 amino acids. NCBI's taxonomy places the organism in Eukaryota, Metazoa, Chordata, Actinopteri, Centrarchiformes, Centrarchidae. Gene Ontology annotation, cellular component: box H/ACA snoRNP complex. Gene Ontology annotation, molecular function: box H/ACA snoRNA binding. The transcript is spliced from 6 exons. Gene Ontology annotation, biological process: ribosome biogenesis; snoRNA guided rRNA pseudouridine synthesis.
AAUUUGAAGAAAAAUGUCUUUCAGAGGAGGAGGUGGACGAGGUGGUGGAAGAGGGGGAGGAUUUAACCGAGGUGGAGGAGGCAGAGGAGGUUAUGGAGGAGGCAGAGGAGGAUAUGGAGGAGGCAGAGGUGGUGGAGGAUUCGGCAGAGGUGGUUUUAAUAGACAAGACUAUGGUCCUCCGGAAUAUGUUGUCGCACUGGGAGAGUUCUUGCAUCCAUGUGAAGAUGACAUUGUGUGCAAGUGUACAACAGAGGAAAACAAAGUUCCCUACUUCAACGCUCCAGUGUACUUGGAAAACAAGGAGCAGAUUGGGAAGGUGGAUGAGAUAUUCGGCCAGCUACGGGACUUUUAUUUUUCAGUCAAACUUUCUGAAAAUAUGAAGGCGUCUUCAUUUAAGAAACUUCAGAAGUUCUAUAUAGAUCCAAUGAAGCUCCUCCCACUGCAAAGAUUCCUCCCCAGGCCACCAGGAGAGAAGGGUCCCCCGAGAGGAGGCAGAGGUGGAGGAAGAGGUGGUGGACGUGGAGGGGGUUUUCGAGGUGGCAGGGGUGGAGGCGGCCGUGGUGGAGGAUUUGGAGGCGGCCGUGGUGGAGGAUUUGGAGGCGGCCGUGGCGGAGGAGGCUUCAGAGGAAGAGGCGGCGGUGGUGGACGUGGAUUCAGAGGUGGCAAAUGAUACGACAGUGAUGGUCUGGUGUGACUGUCUCAUCUCAGUCUUUUGCUACACAAGCAAAACGCUGCAUCAUAUGCCAGUAUUUGGCCUGUUGGACUCAGAAUAUGGACAUUGCCUCGAUUUGUAGAACUUGAAUGCAUUUUCUCUUUUUGUUUUAUUUUUUAUUUUUUUACCAGUUUUGAAUGUGUGAUGGAUCUUGAUGAUUUUUAUUUAAAAGGUUCAUAUGUAUGCUUGUGUGUAACAAGGACCAUUUUAGCCUGUUGGGGAUUAUUGGUUCCUUUUGUGAACAGGCAUGUCAUUAUUCUGUGCUGAUUGUAGGACAUGACAUGUUUGUACUUGUAAAUUUCAAGAGAUACAUUCACAAACCUCCAUGUGUUCAUUUCCUCAGGGGUGGAAAAAUGUGUGGGGAAUCGGCCUUUGUAUGUUGUUAGUUGAAAAUCUUUUAACACACAUCAUUUGUAAAAUCUUGAGCAGAAUAUUGUCACAUUUCUGUCAAAGGUCUCAAUUAAAAGGUGCUUUGUAA